AUGGUCGAUCUCAUCCAAUUUGGUCCAUCGAUGAUUACUAUUGGUCGAAAUCAAACUGUGAUACUUGAUCCAGGCUCAUUUUCAAUCGAUCCAGAUGCAAUUAGCUUCCAUAUCAAUGUAAGUAAUUGGAAUUAUAUUUACUAUUGCCGAAUCGAUCAUCAAUCAAAUUUUGUACUCAUUAACGAUUCAUUCUGUUUCGGCAAUCGAUCAGAAUGGCACUAUGGUUCAAAUGAAACACAAUCUUCAUUGAUUAUUGAACCAGGAUUGUUUCAAGUGAAUCAAAUCUAUCAAUUUCGAACAGAUUUGAUCGACAAAUUCAAUACAUCACGAAUCUUUUCAGGAUAUUUACUUGUCACAGUCGAAGAAGAAACUGAUUCAAUUAUCAUCUCAAUCAAUUGUAUCAUUUCGGAAAUAUGCCCAUUGGUUAAUGAAUAUCAUCUACUCAAUCCAAAUACACAGGUAGAAUUAACUUCACUCUGGAUAAAUCAUAGAGUAAAUCAAUCAUUCAAUGGCACGAUCAUGUGGAAUCUCUAUCAAGGAUCAAUGAAUACAACAAUACAAUGGAUACUUAUUCCCAAUAUUAGAACUGAUGUCGAAAAUUGGUUCUUCGAAAUCAACUCGGAAAAUUUUACAGCAACGAAAGGUCUUUUCAUAAAUUAUCCAAAUGUAAAAUAUUGGCGUUUUGAAGUGAUCUAUUCAAUGAAUUCGAUUCAUAGCAUUGGAGCAAUUGAUUUUAUGAUCGAUUCACCACCAGAAAAUGGUACAUGCUCAAUCAAUCCUCUCAAUGGAAUGACAUCUACAGUGUCUACAAUAAUUUGUUCAAAUUGGAGUGAUACUAAUGAUAUUAUAGGCUAUUCAUUUUACACAUGGACAACGGAUCCAUCGACACUUGCUAUUCUUGGAUAUUCAAUUAUUCCCUCUCUUCAAGUGCGAUUACCAGCCAAUGGAACCAACUCAGUAAUGAAUCAUAUUGUUGCACGUAUAACCGAUAUGUAUGAAUGUAUCACUGAAAUUGAUCUAUCUACCGUUUCUGUUAUCUUUGAUAUGGCAACAAUGAAUAAUUUGAUCAAUAAUGUUCUUACAAAUUCGAUGAAUCUAGCAAAUAAUAUUCUACUCAAUAUUAAUCCAAUAGUUUUAGUUCUCGCUAGUGGAAAUCAAAAUCUAGUUAGUCAAAUACUCGUUCAACAAGCACAGGCAUUGAACGAAAUGAGUGUAUCGAUUUUGCAAGCUACUUUUUUAAGCAAUAUAUCUGUAGUGUCUAUCUCAGUAACACCAUUGAAUGGUGAACAACAGAUUCAAUCAUCUUCUGCAAUCAAUACAUCCAUUUGGCUCGAAUAUAAUCAACAAUGGAAUACUCUUGCUGAACUCUUGGCAUCGACACGAUGUUAUCAAUUGGCCAGUAAUCUAAUCAGUAUUGCUCCAACAACCACUUAUGAAAAAAUCCAAACAGCUGCUGAUUCAAUUCUUCGAUGUACGAGCAAUACAUUCACAGCAAUUAAUGUAGUAUCACAAGGACGUGGAAUUGUUCUUGAUCUUGAUCGAAUUCGUGCAAAUACAUUUCCAAUUGAUUAUGAAACUGAUCUUGAAUCACCAUGGUCAAAUCUCAAUCUUUUCGCGGAUGGCAAUGAUUUUUCAUGGGCAACUGUUGAAAAAAAUCGUAACUUAUACUCUCAACAACAGACAGCAACAAAUAUAAAUCAUCAAACGGAUCAAACUUUCUCAAUGACGACUAAUGCACUUUUAUUACAUAUGAAUACAGGACAAUCGACAGGAAUUAAUGCAUCAUCAAUCAUCUUUUCAUUAGAAAAACCUCACAUAUAA
This is a messenger RNA of Rotaria sordida, 1821 nucleotides long. The record is from the annotation of a GenBank genome assembly. NCBI's taxonomy places the organism in Eukaryota, Metazoa, Rotifera, Eurotatoria, Philodinida, Philodinidae.